This is a messenger RNA of Gasterosteus aculeatus aculeatus (three-spined stickleback), 2960 nucleotides long. RefSeq names its product component of oligomeric golgi complex 7 (gene cog7). Lineage: Eukaryota; Metazoa; Chordata; Actinopteri; Perciformes; Gasterosteidae. Gene Ontology annotation, biological process: Golgi organization; intracellular protein transport; retrograde vesicle-mediated transport, Golgi to endoplasmic reticulum. The record is from RefSeq and is a predicted model, not a curated record. Gene Ontology annotation, cellular component: COG complex.
AUGGAUUUUUCCAAAUUCCUGGACGAUGAAUUCGACGUGAAGGACUGGGUGAACGGCGCCUUCACGGUGGUGCAGAAGGACGCGCCGGGGAAGGCGGACUCGCACGCAGCCACGCUGGUGAUGAAGCUCCAGCUGUUCAUCCAGGAAGUCAACAAUUCCAUCGAGGAGAGCAGUAAUCAGGCCCUCCAAAAUAUGCCCCGAGUGCUCCGAGACGUGGAGGCUUUGAAACAGGAGGCCUCUUUCCUCAAGGAGCAAAUGGUUCUGGUCAAAGAGGACAUCAAGAAGUUUGAGCAGGACACCGUACAGUCUAUGCAGGUCCUGGUGGAGAUCGAUCAAGUGAAGAGCCGCAUGCAGCUGGCAGCUGAAGCUCUGCAGGAGGCGGACAAAUGGAGCACACUGAGUGCAGACAUCGAGGAGACCUUCAAAACACAGGACUUUGCAGUAAUUUCCUCCAAGCUGACCAGCAUGCAGACCAGCCUGGCCAUGUUGGUGGACACACCGGACUACUCCGAGAAGUGUGUCCACCUGGAGGCUCUGAAAAACCGACUGGAGGCGCUGGCCAGCCCGCAAAUAGUAGCAACCUUUAAUUCCAUGUCUAUGGACCAAGCCAAGCUGUUUGUUAAGGUCUUCACAGAGAUCGAUAGGAUGCCACAGCUCCUUGCUUACUACUAUAAGUGUCACAAGGGCCAGUUGGUGAGCAUGUGGCAGGACCUCUCUCAGAGUGAGCUCAGUCUCAAUCAGCAGCUCUCCGAGUUCUACGACACGCUGCUCUCCUCGUGGCACUCUCAACUCCAGUGGAGCAGCCAGGUGUUCAAGAACCCGUAUGAGGUGGUGACAGUGUUGCUGAUCCAGACCCUGGGGGCCAUGGUCCCCUCCAUCCCCGUGUGCCUGAGCUCGGCCGUGGAGCGGGCCGCCCAAGAGCAGCGCCUGGACACGCUGCUCGAGCUGCAUCAGACCACGUCCGCCUUCGGACAGAGCCUGGAGGGCGCCAUGUCGCCGCACCUGGGUGAGAACACCCUGCUGAAGGUGAAUGAGCUGGUGUGUGCGCUCUAUGACCCCUAUAAACCGUAUCAACUACUGUACGGAGAUCUGGAGGAAAGGCACCUCCUCAUCCAGAUCAGUGCUGUGCCUUUGGAACACGGGGAAGUUAUUGACUGUGUGGAAGAGUUGAGCCACUCGGUGGGCAAGUUGUUUGGGCUGGCCGGCGCUGCUGUGGACCGCUGCGUCAAACUGACUGACGGACUGGCCGUGUGCGGCCUCCUCAAAGCCCUCAAAGCUCUUUUCACCAAGUACGUGUCGGACUUCUCCACAACACUGCAGUCCAUCAGAAAGAAGUGUAAACUGGAGGAGACGCCGAGUGCGUCGGCCUUCCAGGAGGACUGGACGGCCUUCCAGAACUCUGUCAGGAUUAUUGCCACUUGUGGGGAGCUGCUCAGACAAUGUGGAGCCUUUGAGCAGCAGCUGUCAAACAAGAUCCUGGGCACGGCCGGUAAGUACUUGUCAGAGUCGUACAGCCCGCGCAGCCUCGCAGGCAUCCAGGAAGCCAGCGCUACGGAGAGGAAGAGCACCACCAGGAACCCCUGGCAGGAGUACAACUACCUUCAGAGGGGAAAUAUGACCGAAUACAACAGCCUGAUGGAGGUCCUCUACUCCCUGAAGGAGAAAGGCACAGGUAACUCCAGCCUGUUAACGGAGCCCAGAGCAGCGCUGACCAGACUCAAUCAGCAGGCCAACCAGCUGGCCUUCGACUCCGUCUUCCUGCAAAUCAAGCACCAGCUCUGCCUCGUCUCCAAGAUGGAGAGGCGGGAGGCACCUGGUUUUGGAGAGAGCUACACGGACGACCUGCCUACCUUCAGCCUGUCGCCGCAGGAAUACAUCACAAACAUAGGGCAGUACCUCAUGUCUCUGCCUCUCCACUUGGAGCCAUUUGUGACUCAGGAGGACCCGGCACUGGAGAUGGCCCUCCACGCGGGGAAGCUGCCUUUCCCCCCAGAGCAAGGCGAUGACCUCCCCGAACUGGACAACACUGCGGACUAUUGGCUGGGCUCCAUCGCUCGGGCCACCAUGCAGACGUACUGUGACGCCAUCCUGCUCAUCCCCCAACUGAGCGCCCGCUCCACCAAACAGCUGGCCACGGAUAUCGACUACCUGAGCAAUGUGAUGGACGCUCUGGGCCUGCAGCCGUCCCGCGGCCUGCAGCACAUCGCCGCCCUGCUCCGGGCCAAACCAGAAGACUACCGGCAGACCGCAAAGCUGCUGCCUCGCCGGCUGGUCGCCACCAUCGCCGCUGUCCGCGGCAUCGACUACUAAGGCCGGGGGGGGGGGGGGGGAGGAUGGAUGCUGGAUGCUGGAUGCUGGGGGCCCCCGCGGCGGCACCGGGGAGUCGCAGGCAUGGUUGGAAGCGAAGAUGUUUUCAAUAGCAGCGGGUAUACGUGUUCUGCGGUCCCUUUAGGGUAGACUUUUCCAAACAAGUAUGGCAUUUAUGGUAAUGUUAAUAGUGUGGAAUCAGUGUGGCUCUGACUUUUUAUUUUUUUUAUACUGAUUAUUGUUCAACUUGGGGUGACUGAAUGAUCAAUGCGAUGAAGUUGAGCGUAAAUGGGAAAAUGUCUUCACAUCUUUCAUUUUUUUUUCUUUUUACUUGUGGAAGCAUCUAAGGCACUAAGUUGAAUAUAUGGGGGUGUGUGUGAGAGCAGUUUAAUCUAUGACUGAUAUGGUAGUUUAUUAUUUGUUCUACUAAUAUAAUCCAUCUGACAUUAAAUUAUAUUACGGUAAUAUUUCUGAUCUGAGCUGUCUGGUUUUCUGUUUACUGAGAUUCACAUUCAGCAGUUCAGCUUUCUCUCAUAUUCAGUAUCCUCAAAGUCUGUGCAUACAACAUUUACAUCAAACUUCAUCAAAUGAUUUUAGAACCUGUAUUUUUAAUCUGUUUAGUUUAAUAAAUGAAUGUUCUUCUGUUAACUCUG